CAACACCAACUGUCAUUGGGGCAUUGGUCCAGUGUCUCGUGUUUCACCUACAGACAUGCUGACUAGACUGAACAGGAUUCUUGGGAGACAGGAUGGCGAGCACAGGGAGAUCAGAGGAAGGCAGAAGGAAGAUGACCUUCAGCCUCCAUGUCACACAUCAAGAAACAAAUGGUUCUGGGGAAAGCACACAACAGCAGCUGAACCAGGUGGAAAAACUGAAACUUCAGCUACAGAUGAUGACCAAUGACAGGAAUGAACUGCGUGAAUUCCUGGCCCAUUACAAAAACAAUGAGUUGAACAACAGCACCCUCUACAGUCAGCAUCUGAGUGAACAGACUCAGCUGAAAGAACAAGUGAAAAUGUUGCUAGAGGACAAGAAAAAGCUGCAGCGGGAGCAGAUUUUACUACAAGAGUCGCAUGCAGAGGCAAAAAGGCUCUGUGAAGAGGCCCAUGAGAAGAUCUAUGACCUCUGGACAAGGCAGCUGCAGGAACAUCAAAGACUUGAGGAAAAUCUUCAGUCUCUGCUGAAGCAGAAGGAGCUGUUCACCCGGCAAAGGGACUUGGCAGUAAAGCUGCAGCAUCACUUCACUGUGUCCCAGAUGAGGUUUGAAAACCUCCAGCAGGAACUGGAGCAGACCACAGCCCAGGAAGACAGCCUCCUGCAGAAGGAGCUGCUGGUGCAGAAACACUAUGUUCCAGCACCUCUUCAGAAAACUGAGAAGGCUGGGAGAAGCGAGAGACACCUUGAAAGCAUGACAUUCUACACUCCAGGUUCACAGCCUCCUCAGAAAAUGCCACCUCUUUUCAGCUGUGAACUCAAUAGUGAGGCAAAUAUCAACUUACCAUCAGGCCAUCCAGCCACAAUCUGAUCCCCAUCUGUGGUUCACUAUUCCCAGAGAAAAGAUUGUAUCAUAAAUAGUCUGAGAUUCAGAGGACACAACACAAAUUACUAAGAACCCUGACAUCCAUCAGCACGUGGCCCCAGUGAGGAGCAAAACAACAUGGAGAGGACAUGUGGGUGAGCAAGAGUUCUUCUGUCGACUUACUAUCAAGGGCUUUGACAAGCUGACUCCAUAUGUGAUAGAAAUCUGACAAGGAAGACUGUGUUAACAUCACACUACCAUCCAGACAGACCACACCCAAACCAUAAGAUUCUCUCUAGUGCAGUGCUGAAGCUGACGCCAUGUCAUGGGCAAGUGUUACUGAAGAUAAUUCACUGCAGAGAAUAAGACAGUUCCUCACCUCAUUUGCUCUUUUAUAAUGAAAUUCUAAAGGAUCCUGAAAUUUGCUUAAUAUUUUUUUGUUUGUAUGUUGGGAUAUUUAUGCUUUAGAUUUUGGUUUUCUUCAUUUUGGUUUUAAGGUUUUGUUAAUUGUUAUUUCUUUUAUUCUUGUCACUGUUUUAAUAGUUUGCUAAGGCUAUACAUUGUAUAUAAGGACUGCUGUUUUGAAUGCCCCCAUUGAGUAAAAUUAAUGUAUUUUUAUGAAUAAAAUCCAUUUUCAAAUUUCA
Messenger RNA from Peromyscus maniculatus bairdii (prairie deer mouse), 1507 nucleotides. NCBI's taxonomy places the organism in Eukaryota, Metazoa, Chordata, Mammalia, Rodentia, Cricetidae. The record is from RefSeq and is a predicted model, not a curated record.